AUGGACAACUCGCCUGAUUUUCAGCAGUCGGUGCCGGCCACCCCCUCGAUGGGCGGCCCUUUAAGCAGGUCCUUUCCGAGCUCUCAUUCCAUUGCAUCCACAGUCAGUCCUGGAAUUUCAACACCGAACUCGUGGUCAGGAAAUGACUGGAUCCGUGGCACACCCGAUACCUCGCCGCCCAGCUCGGGAGUUGGUUCCCCGGAGCUCCAGGCCAAGCGGCUGUCAGAAGACAGCAGUGUCUCUUCCGUGGACGAGUCCAUCGAUAGCCGGUCUCGACCCGCCGCGAAGAGUGUCCUGGUGAACGUCGUCGAUUUGAACGAGCAACGCAUAGCCGCGUGGAACUCGGCGCACCUACCCAUCCACGAGGAUGGUCUGCUGAAGGUGGUGCGCGUUGGCAGAGAUGGCACCCGCGACGCCAUUGUCACUCUGCCCGGAUUUUCUCGUCCAGUCAAGCUCAAAGCGCGGAAGCCGAACCUCGUGUUCUCUACCAAGGUCGUAGACGCCAUCUCCGAAGCGGACAUUAUCUUCAUCUGCGUCAACACGCCCACCAAGAUGCAAGGGCUGGGUGCCGGGUCCAUGGCCGAUGUUAGUGCGGUCGAGAGCGCCUCGCGCACGGUUGCUAAGCACGCCAAAGAAGGGGCCAUCGUCGUGGAGAAGAGCACAGUACCAUGCGGUACAGCUCGCAUGAUCCAGGACAUACUGCACCAUGAGCGUCCCGAGAGCAGAUUCGAAGUCCUAUCGAACCCCGAAUUCCUCGCCGAAGGCACCGCUGUCGAGAAUCUCAUGCACCCGGACCGAAUCCUCAUCGGGAGCACAAGAAGCCUUGCCGGUUUCCAAGCAGCGGCCAUUCUGAAGGACGUCUACGCGACGUGGGUGCCCACCGCCCGCAUUGUCACCGUCAACACAUUUAGCAGCGAGCUUGCCAAGCUCGUGGCAAACACCAUGCUCGCCCAACGCAUCAGCAGCAUCAACGCAGUGAGUGCCAUGUGCGAGGAGAUUGGCUUGGGUGCCGACGUGGACGACGUGAGCCUCGCCAUCGGCAAGGACCUGAGGCUGGGGUCCAAGUUCUUGCAAGCCGGCGUCGGGUUUGGGGGCUCGUGCUUCGAGAAGGACAUCCUCAACCUCGCAUACCUUGCCCGGGAGCUGCACCUCGACGUGGUGGCCGAGUAUUGGCUGGCGGUUCUCAAGAUCAACGAAGACCAGCGUCAGCGUUUCGCACGCAACGUCGUCCGAGAGCUGAACGGGUCUCUCCGGGGGAAGAAGAUCGCGGUGCUGGGCUUUGCCUUCAAGGACGGGACCAACGACACGCGAAACAGCAUAGCGGUCCACAUCAUCAAGGACCUUGCGUCGGAGAUGCCGCGGGAAAUCGCCGUGUUUGACCCGGGCUGCGCUACCGCUGAUAUUAUUGACGAAAUCCAGCGGAUGGGGCUGAGCGCCUCACAGAUGGAGAGGGUCAGGAUUUGCUCGAGCUGGCGGGAAUGUGUUCAGGAAGCUAGUGCCGCUUGUAUUCUGACGCAAUGGAAGCAAUUCCGUGGGCGCCAGUUGGGGAACGCUGGGGCCGCUGUGGGUAAGACGGCAAAGCCAGAUCGAGCCGGAUUCGCAGCCCAUGCUCUAGACGCCUGCCUGAGCGAGAGAGGCAUCAUGGAUCUGGAGAAGCUGUCGCAGCAAGCGGUGUCAACGCUUUCAGACGACCCUCUUGGACGGCUCAACCCGCUGGUGCCAUGCUCGGCAGAUUGCGAAAAUUGCAGUCUUGGUCAAAGUAGGAUGCAGGACCAGGAGGCAGUGAACUGGGUCGAAGUCGCCGGGAUGAUGCAAGAACCGCGGUGGGUGUUUGAUGGGCGUAAUGUGGUCAACCACGUCGAGCUUCAGGGUUUAGGAUUCAGAGUGAGGGGGAUUGGAAAGGGCUUCCAUUCCUGA
Chaetomium globosum CBS 148.51 is the source of this 1917-nucleotide messenger RNA. RefSeq lists its product as uncharacterized. The transcript has 3 exons. Gene Ontology annotation, molecular function: NAD binding; UDP-glucose 6-dehydrogenase activity. Gene Ontology annotation, cellular component: cytosol; nucleus. The record is from RefSeq and is a predicted model, not a curated record. NCBI's taxonomy places the organism in Eukaryota, Fungi, Ascomycota, Sordariomycetes, Sordariales, Chaetomiaceae. The coding region runs from base 1 to 1917 and encodes 638 amino acids. Gene Ontology annotation, biological process: polysaccharide biosynthetic process; glycosaminoglycan biosynthetic process.